UGUGUGCGUGUGUGUGUGUGUGUGUGCGCGCCCGUGUGUGUGUACACAGCGCUGGGAGGGGAGCGCAUGCGCCCUGCGUGGCGGGGCUGAAUGUUUCCCAAGUGUUUGAAACUGGUAUUUGGGUUUUCCACGUUGGAUCGAGCGCGGCGUAUAGGAGCGAGGAGGCUGCGUUUCCUAUCACCGGGGAGCGGCGGGGAGCUACAGAGAGAGAGGUGGGCAGGAGUGAGCCGUUCAUCGGGGUUGCCGUCUUUGGAGGGAGCAGCGCUUGCUCUCACAGAGACACAAGGAGAGAGAGAGGCGUGGAGAAGGAUAUUUUUUUUUUCCUUUGCCGGAUGAAAAUGUUGAGUCCUGCAAACGGAGACCAGCUUCACCUAGUGAACUAUGUGGAGGAUUAUCUGGACUCCAUCGAGUCUAUGCCCUUCGAUCUGCAGAGAAAUGUCUCCUUGAUGAGGGAAAUUGACGCCAAAUAUCAAGAGAUUCUGAAGGACCUGGAUGAUUACUAUGAAAAAUUUAAACGAGAGACAGAUGCUGUGCAGAAGAGAAGAAUGUUGCACUGCAUACAGAGAGCUUUGAUUCGGAGUCAGGAGCUGGGGGAUGAGAAGAUCCAAAUCGUCAGUCAGAUGGUGGAGCUUGUUGAGAACAGAACCAGACAAGUGGACAGCCACAUGGAACUCUUUGAGACUUGUCAAGAGACUAACGAUAUCACUGGAAACAGCGGGAAAGCCAGCCAAGAUAAGUCAAAGAAUGAGACAAUCGCACAGGCUGAAAAGCCCAACAAUAAGAGAUCAAGACGGCAAAGGAAUAAUGAGAAUCGAGAAAAUGCUUCAAAUAAUCACGACCAUGAUGACAUCACCUCAGGAACUCCAAAGGAGAAGAAAGCAAAAACGUCCAAGAAGAAGAAACGAUCCAAGGCUAAAGCAGAGAGGGAAGCUUCUCCCCCAGACCUUCCUAUUGACCCUAACGAGCCAACAUACUGCUUGUGCAACCAGGUCUCCUAUGGAGAAAUGAUAGGAUGUGAUAACGAUGAGUGCCCCAUUGAGUGGUUUCACUUUUCCUGCGUGGGACUCAACCAUAAACCAAAGGGCAAAUGGUACUGCCCAAAAUGUAGAGGAGAAAACGAGAAAACUAUGGACAAGGCAUUGGAGAAGUCUAAAAAAGAAAGGGCUUACAACAGGUAGUUUGCAGACUUUUCAUCCUGAGGAAAAAUAAAACCACCAAACCAGUGUAUUUAUUGUCAGCAUCACCUUUGUUGAGGUGAAAGGAUUGUAAAAUGUAUAUUUUUAAAGGAGGUUUAAAACUGAACCAUUCCUGUUAUAGGGACGGCAAUAAGCAAUUUUGUUUUUCAUUUGGUAAGCUGUAACAAGAAUGUGGUCUGUGGACCAAUGUAUUCUGAAAGUAAAGUUAUAAGGGUUUAAACUGAGUAUUUGGGUGGAUCUUAAAAGAUAAAUUAAUACCUUUUUCUUUUUUUUUUUUUUCCCCAGUGCUGGUAGCACUCUCCCCAUUAAAAUUUUGAUGACAAAUAUCUCUGAAAUGUAAUUUCAUUUUCUUUAUUGAAGAAUGUUAUUUACCUUUUGAGCAAAAUUGUUAAAUAGUUUCGCCAUUCGGUUGUAUCUGAAUAAAGCUGCAAUACAUCACAAAUGUAACUUCUUUCAGUCAUAAGCAGUGCAAGAGCAACAACAAGGAGGGUGAAAUUUGGUUCCUGCUACAAGGUGUCAGUAUAACAGUUCAAUAGCAAAUGUUUAAAUAGGCUUAGAGAAUUAUUUUUUAAACAAAAAAAAAAAAGUUAAUGGUUAAAUUUUACACAACAAAUAUUUUAUAUGCUGGCCGAGUACCACAAGAGCCAUUUUAAAAUGAUUGAAUAUGUUUUAUAUUUAACCAGGAAGUGGUUUAGUAACAAGACUUAACAUAAAUGAAGCUUUAUACUGUCACAGAUAGUAGCGUAGCAAUCCUUAAUUUGUUUAAGUUGUAUAAAUGUACAUUUUUAAGUGGAGUUGCACUUACUGUAUUAUACUUCGAAAUGCAGCCAAAUGCCAUUGUGUAACCAAUGUGCAUUUCCUGCUGUAUGUAUGAAAACUGUACAGCUGCGAUAUUGAGAAAUAAAUGA
This is a messenger RNA of Cuculus canorus (common cuckoo), 2104 nucleotides long. RefSeq names its product inhibitor of growth family member 1 (gene ING1). Gene Ontology annotation, biological process: positive regulation of DNA-templated transcription. The transcript has 3 exons. NCBI's taxonomy places the organism in Eukaryota, Metazoa, Chordata, Aves, Cuculiformes, Cuculidae. Gene Ontology annotation, cellular component: nucleus. Bases 333 to 1178 code for a protein of 281 amino acids. The record is from RefSeq and is a predicted model, not a curated record.